AUGCUGGACAUUUCAAUGGAAGAGCUUCGUGCUGCAGUUUUUGACAUGAAUCCAAAUAAAAGUCUCGGUGUGGAUGGAUUCCCAGUUUUAUUCUUUCAAAAAGCUUGGCAGUUGGUUAAAUAUAACCUUCUAUCUCUUGUCCAAGCUGCUCUUCGUGAUGGAGAGAUUAAUCCUGCACUCAAUCGAACCUUAGUGGUGCUUAUUCCCAAGAUUUCUGGUCCGGAAAGAAUUUCUCAAUUUCGCUCAAUCAGUCUCUGCACGGUUCCCCUUAAAAUUAUUACUAAGCUGUUAGUUGAUCGUCUCCGCCCUUUAUUGGACAAUUUGGUGAGCAGGUCCCAAUCUAGCUUUGUUCCUGGGCGUCACACAACUGACAAUAUAAUUGUGGUGCAGGAAGCAAUUCACACGAUGCGCACAAUGAAAAGAAAAGGUGGUGCAAUUGCCAUUAAGGUGGAUCUUGAGAAAGCCUACGACCGCAUCAAAUGGAGUUUUCUUCAACAGGUUCUUGAGGAAAUACAAUUACCACCUCCAUGGGUGAAACUUAUUAUGCAUAUUGUGUCUUCCAAUACUUUUUCUCUCCUUUGGAAUGGGCAGCAACUACCUUUUUUCUCUUCUUCAAGAGGUAUCCGUCAAGGCGAUCCUCUUUCGCCAUAUCUCUUCAUCUUGUGUCUUGAAAAGCUAGGGCAUCUCAUUGAUGAGGAGGUUCGGCUCAACCGAUGGAAAUCCUUACAAAUCACCCAAAGGGGUCCUUCACUUUCUCAUGUUUGCUUCGCAGACGAUCUUGUCUUGUUCGGAGAGGCAUCUUUCACUCAAUUAGAUCUCAUGAUGAAAGUACUUAAUGACUUUUGUGAAGCUUCAGGAGAAAAGGUUAGUCUCGCCAAGUCUAAAUUGUUGGUCUCCUCUGAUAUCUCUCAUCCUAUUGCUAUGGCUUUGAGCAAUCACUGUGGAAUUGCCCUCACUGAAGAUUUUGGAAAGUAUUUAGGGGUAACCGUAGUCUCUAUGGAGUUUCUUGGGAUAAAAUUUGUCUUCCCAAAGAGCGAGGUGGUUUAA
Molecule: messenger RNA, 1047 nt
Organism: Corchorus olitorius
Lineage: Eukaryota; Viridiplantae; Streptophyta; Magnoliopsida; Malvales; Malvaceae
Source: the annotation of a GenBank genome assembly